AUGGGUAAUCAACAAACAGGUCGUACCCGUAGUGAUACAUAUACACGAUAUGAACGAGAUGGUGAAGAUGGUCGAUAUGUAACACUUGAUCAUCAUGAUUCCAGUGGAAGUAGUUAUGUAUCAUCAAUUGAUGAUCGACUAACACCACGACAUGAUUCAAGUUUACCAAUACGUAUUCGUAAUCAACGUCAUAUGCAUCAUCAUACUCAUCAAGCUGUUCAUGAAGAAAUGCAACAGGAAAAAAAAACAAUUCCUGUUGUAUUUAAAUAUCCAGCAUUACCAAAAGAUAAAGAAGCUUUAUUAAUUGGUUCAUUUACAAAUUGGAAAGAAACAAUACCAAUGGUUAAAAGUGAUAAUGAUUUUGUUGCUAUUUUGGAAUUACCUGAAGGUGAACAUGAAUAUAAAUUUCAUAUUGAUGGCCGUUGGGAAUAUGAUAUAAAUGAACCAUCAAAAGAAGAUGGUCAUAAUGGUCGUAAUAAUGUAGUAACAGUUAAAAAAAGUGAUUUUGAAGUUAUGGAAGCACUUCAAUCGGAUUCAAUUUUAUCUAGUAAUCAAAGUUCAACUAUGAAUAAACAACAAUGUAAAAUUAUUUUUC
This is a messenger RNA of Rotaria sordida, 595 nucleotides long. The record is from the annotation of a GenBank genome assembly. NCBI's taxonomy places the organism in Eukaryota, Metazoa, Rotifera, Eurotatoria, Philodinida, Philodinidae.